AGCCAGGAUCGUCAGACCAGACAUAGGAUACAGACAACAACAGUGACAGAUCAAGACCGCAUUUCUGACAGUUUGCAACCAGCUAUGGGUGCAGUCUGAAAAGUGGACACAGUAGCGCACCGCAAUAUACCUCGAAGUUUUAUCCUCAUGAAGGAGCUCCGUCCUGGCUGAGUUUGGGAGAUGGGAGUACUCAACAUUGCAGACCAGCCUCCUCUGGUCCAGGCCAUCUUCAAUCGUAAUGCUGAAGAAGUUCAACUAUUAUUGCACAAAAAGGAGGAUGUCAAUGCACUGGACCAAGAGCGCCGUACGCCACUUCAUGCUGCUGCCUGUGUGGGUGACGUCCAUAUAAUGGACCUCCUCAUUGAAUCAGGUGCCAGUGUAAAUGCUAAAGACCAUGUAUGGUUGACCCCGUUGCACAGGGCGGCUGCUUCCAGGAAUGAAAGGGCAGUGGGUCUGCUGCUGAGGCGCGGAGCAGAGGCAAAUGCACGAGACAAGUUUUGGCAGACACCACUGCAUGUGGCUGCUGCCAACCGUGCCACACGCUGCGCAGAGGCCCUGCUAACCCAGCUGAGCAACCUGAACAUGGCAGAUCGCACCGGUCGAACUGCCCUGCACCACGCUGCUCAGAGUGGGUUCCAGGAGAUGGUGAAGCUGCUGCUGAACAAAGGGGCCAACCUGAGUGCCAUCGAUAAGAGGGAGAGACAGCCUAUCCAUUGUGCUGCUUACUUGGGGUAUGUGGAAGUUGUGAAGUUGCUGGUGUCCCGCAGUGCAGACAAGAGCUGCAAGGAUAAGCAGGGCUACACACCUCUCCAUGCUGCUGCUGCAAGUGGUCACAUCGAAAUUGUAAAGUACCUACUGAGGAUGGGGGCAGAGAUUGAUGAACCCAAUGGCUUUGGAAACACUGCACUCCAUGUGGCUUGCUACAUGGGACAGGAAGCUGUGGCUACCGAGCUGGUGAACCACGGAGCUAAUGUUAACCAGCCCAACAAGUGCGGCUACACCCCUCUGCACCUGGCCGCCGUCUCCACCAACGGUGCCCUCUGUCUGGAGUUGCUGGUCAACAAUGGGGCAGAUGUCAACCAGCAGAGCAAAGAAGGGAAGAGCCCCCUGCACAUGGCAGCCAUUCACGGACGCUUCACACGCUCUCAGAUCCUCAUCCAAAACGGUGGGGAAAUUGAUUGUGUGGAUAAGUAUGGCAAUACUCCUCUCCACGUUGCUGCUAAGUACGGCCAUGAACUUCUGAUCAGCACUCUGAUGACCAACGGAGCAGACACAGCCAGACGUGGGAUCCACGGAAUGUUCCCUUUGCACUUAGCUGUGCUGUACGGGUUUUCAGACUGUUGUCGCAAGUUACUCUCCUCAGGUCAGCUGUAUAGUAUAGUUUCAUCCAUGAGUAAGGAGCACAUACUAUCUGCUGGGUUUGACAUAAACACCCCUGACAACUUUGGGAGGACCUGUCUACACGCUGCUGCCUCUGGAGGAAAUGUUGAAUGUCUGAACUUGCUCUUAAGUAGCGGUACCGACUUGAAUAAGAGGGACAUAAUGGGAAGGACACCGUUGCACUAUGCGGCUGCUAAUGGGAGGUACCAGUGCACUGUGACCCUGGUGAGCGCUGGCGCUGAGGUCAACGAGCCUGACCAGACAGGCUGUACUCCCCUGCACUACUCUGCCGCCUCCCAAGCCUUCAGCAGAGUUGAUCGUCAUUUUUCUGGGAACCAUCAGAAUGACGAGGAUGAGGCGAAGGAGUCGUACUUCUGCUUGGAGCAUCUUUUGGACAAUGGUGCUGAUCCAUCGAUGGUCAACUCAAAGGGUUACAGCGCUGUUCACUAUGCAGCUUACCAUGGCAACAAACAGAACCUGGAGCUGCUCCUGGAGAUGUCCUUUAAUGCACUAGGAGACAUAGAGAGCAGUAUUCCAGUCAGUCCUCUGCAUCUUGCUGCUGAUAAGGGUCACUGGCAGGCUCUGCGUGUGCUGACAGAAACUGCAGCCUAUGUGGAUAUGCAGGACGCUGCAGGCCGUUCUGUGCUCUACUUGGCCGCCCAGAAAGGCUACGCCCGCUGUGUGGAGGUGCUCUUGGCUCAGGGGGCCUCCUGUCUCCUCAAUGACAACCGCCUCAUGUGGACUCCGAUUCAUGUUGCAGCUGCCAAUGGUCACUCUGACUGCCUGCGCAUGAUGAUUGACUACGGGGAGGAGGGGGAUCUCACCAACGUCGCAGACAAAUUUGGCCAGACCCCUCUGAUGCUGGCUGUUCUGGGAGGUCACACUGACUGUGUCCACUACCUGUUGGAGAAGGGUGCCUUGCCAGAUGCUAAGGACAAGAGGGGCAGCACAGCUUUGCACAGAGGGGCGGUGUUGGGCCAUGAUGACUGUGUUACAGCCCUGCUGGAGCACAAAGCUUCUGCACUGUGUCGGGACAUCCAGGGUAGGACACCGCUGCACUACGCAGCAUCCAGAGGCCACACGGAGAUCCUGGCCAGUCUGGUGCAGGCCGCCAUGGCAACAGACCCACAAGAUAAACUGCUGGACAACAAACAAUACACCCCAUUACACUGGGCUGCUUACAAAGGGCAUGAAGACUGUUUGGAGGUUUUACUUGAAUUUAAAACAUUUAUCCAUGAAGAGGGAAACCCUUUCACCCCCCUGCACUGUGCUCUGAUGAAUGGCCACAGCGGUGCUGCAGAGAGGCUGCUUGAAUCUGCUGGGGUCCACAUGAUUAACACCAGAGAUGCCAAAGGAAGGACCCCACUGCAUGCUGCUGCAUUUGCUGAGGAUGUUGCAGGACUUCAGCUGGUGCUUCGCCAUGGGACAGAGAUCAAUGCAGUGGACAAAAGCGGACGCUCUGCUCUGAUGGUAGCUGCUGAUAAGGGACACAGUGGCACCGUGGCCAUCCUUCUUCACCGGGCCAAGGCUGACCUGACACUGCUGGAUGAGAACAGGAACACUGCCCUGCACCUGGCCUGCAGCAAGGCUCAUGAGAUGUGUGCCCUGCUGAUUCUGGGGGAGAUCCACAGUCCCACUCUCAUAAAUGCCACCAACAGUGCUCUGCAAAUGCCCCUCCAUCUUGCAGCACGUAAUGGCCUGGCUACGGUGGUGCAGGCACUGCUGAGUAGAGGAGCCACUGUGCUGGCUGUGGAUGAGGAAGGCCACACUCCAGCUCUGGCCUGUGCUCCCAACAAGGACGUGGCUGACUGCCUGGCUCUGAUCCUCUCUACCAUGAAGCCUUUCCCCCAGCGGGACCCUUCCUCCUGCUCCUGCUCCUCUCCCACCGUCUCCCCCUCCCCGGGUCUCAACUUGCUGAAGCACUGCGGCAUCACCGCCGCCUGCGCCCCCUUGCCCAGCAACGGCCUCCACAACGGCUACGUCAAAGACCGUCACGGUGCACCGGUUGGCCUGGACGGGUGUCUGUCUGAGUGAGAGGUCUUUG
Molecule: messenger RNA, 3424 nt
Organism: Thunnus maccoyii (southern bluefin tuna)
Lineage: Eukaryota; Metazoa; Chordata; Actinopteri; Scombriformes; Scombridae
Gene: ankrd52a
Product: ankyrin repeat domain 52a
Exons: 28
Coding region: 181-3414 (1077 amino acids)
Molecular function (GO): protein binding
Source: RefSeq, a predicted model, not a curated record